Molecule: messenger RNA, 1669 nt
Organism: Spea bombifrons (plains spadefoot toad)
Lineage: Eukaryota; Metazoa; Chordata; Amphibia; Anura; Pelobatidae
Product: lecithin retinol acyltransferase-like
Exons: 2
Coding region: 9-695 (228 amino acids)
Biological process (GO): retinol metabolic process
Molecular function (GO): phosphatidylcholine-retinol O-acyltransferase activity
Source: RefSeq, a predicted model, not a curated record
UGUGCAUCAUGAAAUCCCUGCUUGUUGGACUCAUUGUUUUCCUUUUUGAAAAACUUUUUAUUUUAGCCAAUUUUAAAAAGUUUAGCCUGGCCAAAAAGAAAAAUGGAAUUAGGCGGUGCUUUGAUAUUUGUUAUCUCAAGAGAGGUGACUUGUUGGAGGUUCCGAGGACAUUGUUUGUUCACUAUGGGAUCUAUUUAGGGAAUAAUAAGGUGGCUCAUUUAAUGCCAGAUAUUCUUCCAGCUUUGUCUGACAGCACCAGUUUCAUUGAAAAAGUGGUGACCAACAAAAGGCUGAUAAUGGGCGUUCUAGCAAAAGUAGCCAGUAUUAGGGUGGACAAUGUGCAGGAUUUUGCUUAUGGCGGAUGUAUAAUAGUUAAUCACAUGGAUAGCAGCUUCAAGACAAGUCCUCUACCUAAUGAAGAAGUGGCCCAGAGGGCUGAAAAACUGGUGGGGUCCACAUCAUACAGUCUUCUGUGGGACAACUGUGAGCACUUUGUGACAUAUUGCAGAUACGGCGUCCCUGUGAGCUUCCAGAGCGAGAAGUUCUGUGAGACAGUCAAGAGGAUUAUCCGCGACCAGAGAAGUGUCUUGCUUUCUGCUGUUCUCGGGAUGGUGUCAAUGCUUUGUAUGGGUCUAGGGAUUUGCACCACCCUGCCCACUUUUCUUAUUACCUUCUCAUUAUGGAUGGCAAGCUGAAAAUACAAGAUGUUUGAUGGUUUAAACGACGUUCGCUACUGCCCUGAGCAAAAUAAUGUUGGGACCUGCUAUGGAGAAUGUAUACGCAGUUUUAGUGCUUCCCUGUUUGCUUGAUGUGUACAAGCAAAAGGACACUCUUCAGUAUAACAUCGAAAAGUAAUCAAGUUUGGAAAUGGCAUUGAUGAAAAAAGUACUUCAGCACUGAAGAAAUAGUUUUCUAGAAGAAAUAGCUAUGUAAUUAGCAGGACUUAAAGCCACUUACAGAUUCAGUCAUAUCAUUGGUUAAAUGUGAUUUAUCAUGCUAUGGAAAUAGUUAAAUAGUGUGGAAAUGUGAUAUUUAAAUAGUAUAGGCCAAUAUGCAUAUUGUGGCAAAAUCUUGUUUCAGUGGUUUGGAAAAGGUAAUUAACUAAUCAGACUGAAUAGAUAUUAUACCAUCUGGAUUACUUUUAAACUUGACAAAUGUUUGUAAAUUUUUUGUGCAGUCAGGAAAUCUGGAUGCCUGCAUUUAAACAUGUAAACAUCUUAAAUACUGCCCAAUAAUGUAAGUUUAAAGUUAUCCUCGGUUUAAACUUCAUCAGGGCAAUACUAUAUUUCUGUUUAUAGUCUGCUGUACUAAUUUGCCUUAAAUAGGAAGCUGUAACCGAUUAGUAGAAUUGCAGCUUAUAGAGGAUGGGAAAGCUUGAAUAAACCAAGUAGCAGCCAUUUAGUUAUAUGGCCUGAUAUGGAACCUGAAGAAUAAAGUGUAGUUCCAACCUGUAUCCUGUGUCUUUCUUAAUUUAUUAUGAAGUCUUCGGGGCUCCAUUUAAUCACUUAUGUAGGCACUGCUGUAUAAAACAUUGUUUGUGUUUAAAACAGAUAUGUAUGUAUGUAUUAUGUGUAUAGUGUAAUAUAGCAUUAGGAUUUUUUUAUGCGUGUUUAUGGCCAUUCAUCUUGUGUGAGAGAAAUAAAAUGGUAUUCUGUGCACGUCAAUAAAA